Molecule: messenger RNA, 1068 nt
Organism: Malus domestica (apple)
Lineage: Eukaryota; Viridiplantae; Streptophyta; Magnoliopsida; Rosales; Rosaceae
Source: RefSeq, a predicted model, not a curated record
CCACGCUUAUCCAUUAAACUUCAUAUUAAUUAUUUUUAGAGAGAGAGAGAGCGGGGAUGGAAGCGGAGCAGGUGGACUAUGUGCUAGUGCCGCUGGGUCUGCUGGUGCUGGGUGCAUACCACGUAUGGCUGCUGAUCACCAUCCACCGCCAUCCUAUUCGAACCGUCGUCGGCCUCAACGCUCAGUCUCGCCACCAAUGGGUCUUAUCCAUCAUGUCUGACCCCUUGAAGAAUGGUGUUUUGGCUGUUCAAACGAUACGCAACAACAUAAUGGCGUCUACGCUGUUGGCAACAACAGCCAUCACUCUCAGUUCUCUCAUCGGCGUAUUUGUCAGCACUACAUCAGACUCCGGCAACACAGCAUCCAGAUUAAUUUAUGGGAACAAGAGUCCGCUUCUCUCUUCAGUCAAGUACUUUUCCAUCUUGCUUUGCUUUCUCGUUGCCUUUCUCUUGAAUGUGCAGUCUAUUAGAUACUAUGCACAUGUUAGCUUCUUAGCCACUGUGCCCACAUGGAAAGGCCAGAAGGAUUACCUUGAGUAUGUUGCGCGAAACUUGAAUCGCGGAAGCUAUUUUUGGUCCCUCGGAUUGCGAGCAUUCUACCUCUCGUUCCCUCUCUUCCUCUGGAUAUUUGGUCCCAUCCCCAUGUUUGUGUGCUGUUGCAUUAUGUUAUUUGUUCUGUAUUUCUUGGACACAACCACCAGUUUUACUAGACAUCUUCACACUAAUUCCAUCCGAAGAACUGAUGAUGUCGAAUCAGUUGGAUAAUCGUCGUCAUAAGUUCUCGAAAAUUGCCUUAAUUUUAGUUUUUAUACUGUUUUAUUAGAAAUUUAGAAUAUUUGCAGGGUGUUAUGGAUCCUCUAUAUAUUAUGUGUAAUCGGGUAUGUAGUUAACUAUUAAGAUUUAUUGGAGGUUAUGGGAGGUUGCCGAGCGCAGUAGCGUUAUAGGAUUCAUACAGCUAACCCCAAUUAGUGGGAUAAGGUUUUGUUGUUGUUGGAGGUUAUGAGAUCGUUUGUAAAAUAAAUUAUUUGGGGGAUUUGAUUUAAUCUGACCUGAAGAAGUAUUUUUGUUU